AACCUCAUAUUGCAUGUGUUGCAGCAUUAAACAUGUGCGGAGGCCUUGCGAGGCGGGCGAGACAUCAUGCCGUCAAUGCCCUUACACGUCCGCGGACCGUGUGUGAGAUAAAGUGUGGGGCUGUCGCGUCGCUGCAGCUGUGAACCACACUGGCUACUCUUUCGAAUUGAUCCCUGCCCAGGUGGUCAUGAUAUGGUCGAGCUCUAGGAAGACAUAAAUGAUACCUUUACACAUAAUUAAACAUUUUCUUCAGAAUACCUCAUACAGCAAGCUCAUAUUAAGACAGACUCGUCUGCAGAAUUGCCACAAUGAGUGAAGCAGCAGCAGCUACAUGCGGCCGGAUCCCGAUCACGAUCAUCACGGGAUUCGCAGGCUCUGGCAAAACCACAUUAAUUCUAAAAUUGAUUCCACAGCUUCGAGCAGAGAAUCCUGGUUACAAACUAGCCUUGAUCAAGAACGAAAUUGGCGACCUCAAUGUCGAUUCUCAGUUAGCCGAAGCGGCUGAAAUGACUGGAAGCAAGGAACUUUUGGGCGAUUGCAUAUGUUGUACCAACGUUGGCCAAAUCGGAGACGCGUUAGAGACAUUAGACAAAGAGAACAACCCAGACCGAAUUAUUAUCGAAACAUCAGGCAGUGCUGAACCAUUGAAACUUGUUCUCGAAGUGAAUCGACUGUCCAAGGAAACUGGUCGCUAUGAUCUGGAUGGUGUCAUCAGUGUGAUUGAUGCCGAAAAUUGGGGAGGUUAUGCAAAUACAUCCUAUACUGCCAAGCUCCAAGCGAAACAGACCGAUUUGAUCGUGAUCAAUAAGUGGGAGAGCUUGGGAGAGCGUGAAUUCGACAUCUUCCUGGAUCGGCUCGGCGACCUGGACGUCGAUACUCCGCAGACGAAGAGCGAUCAGGGCUGGAUCAGCAAGGAUCUCCUUUUUGGUUUCGACCAGAAACUUGCAAGGGCAUGGAUAGAGGAGGGCUCACAACACGUUAACAACCACGACCAUGGGCAUGCUGAGGGCGAUCACAAACAUACUUCAGAGAUUGAGUGUCUAUCUGUGACAUUGACCUCGACCACAACCGGCCCGAAUUCCAGUGUUGACACCCAGAAGUUGGACCGUUUGCUCCGAUCAGCGCCGAAAGACGAAGUGUAUCGAAUCAAAGCCGUUCUCUACAGCAAUACGCCACCGAAAAAUGGGGACGGCAGUGUCGUGGACGGCCCUGUAGCUGGACGGGGGCGUUACAUUUUGAACUGGUCAUUCGGGCGUUGGACGUGGGCUCACGAUGCGAUAAACGAUGCGCACGCACCGACUCUCAGGAUGUCGAUCUUCACAGCGCCCUAUGAAUCGAAUAAGUGGACGAAAAAGAUCGAGAGUGGUGACUUCGUCGCUCUCGAAGGAAAUUCUCAAGGUGCUCUUGGGGUCAAGAAGGUCCAAUAAGAGUUGAGGCGUCGCAAGGCUCGUGGCGUCCGAGGUUGUCUUGGUAUUUCGCAUACGGCGGAUCGGGAAUAAAGUCAGUAGUUGUCCCGGAGCGCGGACACUGGCACGCAAUGCAAUCGGAUGCCGCCCCUUUCAACCAGGAGGCCCAGUCGGCUACUGCGGCAGAGCAACAACGAGGAUAGAAUGACCGAGAGCUCAUGACACAUUCCUCGUUUGCUAUUGACUCGUCUCGCUGCUGGGAUUCAGCUGCAAAUGCAUGUAAUGACACCUAGACGCCCAGCGCCGAUCCAGAGAAAAUCAAUCCCUUCACGGCGCAUACACAGGUGCACCGUCCUCAUAUGGCUCGUCUCUGAUACCGUCUUUCGUAAUAACCUUCACAAAAACUCCUUUGAAGUCAAUCGGC
Molecule: messenger RNA, 1830 nt
Organism: Dissoconium aciculare CBS 342.82
Lineage: Eukaryota; Fungi; Ascomycota; Dothideomycetes; Mycosphaerellales; Dissoconiaceae
Product: CobW/HypB/UreG, nucleotide-binding domain-containing protein
Exons: 1
Coding region: 309-1427 (372 amino acids)
Cellular component (GO): cytoplasm
Source: RefSeq, a predicted model, not a curated record